Messenger RNA from Sorex araneus (European shrew), 6620 nucleotides. RefSeq names its product dedicator of cytokinesis 6 (gene DOCK6). Gene Ontology annotation, cellular component: cytosol. Lineage: Eukaryota; Metazoa; Chordata; Mammalia; Eulipotyphla; Soricidae. The record is from RefSeq and is a predicted model, not a curated record. Gene Ontology annotation, molecular function: guanyl-nucleotide exchange factor activity. The transcript is spliced from 50 exons. Gene Ontology annotation, biological process: small GTPase-mediated signal transduction; positive regulation of GTPase activity. The coding region runs from base 67 to 6405 and encodes 2112 amino acids.
GCGGCGGCGGCGGGGACGGCGCGCGCGGGUCCGGGGCGCUCGGGGACCGCACCGGGGCGCGGGGCCAUGGCGGCCGCCGAGCGUCGCGCCUUCGCGCACAAGAUCAACAGGACCGUGGCUGCCGAGGUGCGGAAGCAAGUGUCCCGGGAACGCAGCGGCUCCCCGCAUUCCAGCCGGCGCAGCAGCGGCUCCCUGGGGGUCCCGCUCACCGAGGUCAUCGAGCCCUUGGACUUCGAGGAUGUGAUUCUGAGCCGUCCCCCAGACGCCGAGCCCGGGCCGCUGCGUGACCUCGUGGAGUUCCCAGCAGAUGACCUAGAACUGCUGUUGCAACCCCGAGAGUGUCGGACCACCGAGCCGGGGAUCCCGGAGGAUGGGAAGCUGGACGCCCAGGUGAGGGCGGCUGUGGAGGAGUAUACCGAGCACUGGGUGAUUGCCCAUCGCAGGUACCAGUGUCUGAGCGCUGCCUAUAGCCCCGUCACCCCGGACAAGCAGCGGGAGCGGCAGAAGGGGCUCUCGCGUCAGGUCUAUGAGCAGGACGCUUCUGGAGAUGAGAGGUCCGGCCCUGAGGACUCGGACGACCCCCGGCAUAGCUCGGGCUCCCCAGAGGACACCCCGCGAAGCAGUGGUGCCUCUGGCAUCUUCGACCUGAGGAACUUGGCCGCCGAUUCACUGCUGCCCUGCUUGCUGGAGCGAGCAGCUCCUGAGGAAGUGGACCGGAGGAACGAGACCCUGCGGCGGCAGCAGCGGCCCCGCGCACUGCUCACCCUCUACCCAGCCCCCGAUGAGGAAGAGGCGGUGGAACGUUGCAGCCGGCCGGAACCGCCUCGCGAGCACUUCGGACAGAGGAUCCUGGUCAAGUGUCUGUCCCUUAAGUUUGAGAUUGAGAUUGAGCCAAUCUUCGGCAUUUUAGCGCUGUAUGAUGUGCGGGAGAAAAAGAAGAUCUCAGAGAACUUCUACUUCGACCUGAACUCAGACUCCACCAAGGGGCUGCUGAGGGCACAUGGCACCCACCCCGCCAUCUCCACCCUGGCCCGCUCCGCCAUCUUCUCAGUGACCUACCCUUCUCCCGACAUCUUCCUGGUCAUCAAGCUGGAGAAAGUGCUGCAGCAGGGGGACAUCAGCGAGUGCUGUGAGCCGUACAUGGUGAUGAAGGAGGUGGACACAGCCAAGAAUAAAGAGAAGCUGGAGAAGCUGCGCCUGGCGGCCGAGCAGUUCUGCACUCGUCUGGGCCGCUACCGCAUGCCCUUCGCAUGGACGGCCGUGCACUUGGCCAACAUCGUGAGCAGUGCGGGGCAGCCGGACCGCGACUCCGACUCGGAGGGCGAGCGCCGGCCCACGUGGACUGACCGCCGCCGUCGGGGCCCCCAGGACCGGACAAGUAGCGGGGACGACACCUGCAGCUUCUCUGGCUUCCGCCCAGCCACGCUGACAGUCACCAACUUCUUUAAGCAGGAGGCCGAGCGGCUGAGCGAUGAAGACCUCUUCAAGUUCCUGGCCGACAUGCGGAGGCCGUCCUCCCUGCUCCGGCGCCUGCGGCCGGUGACUGCUCAACUCAAGAUCGAUAUCUCCCCGGCACCUGAGAACCCCCACUUCUGCCUCUCCCCGGAGCUGCUGCACGUUAAGCCCUACCCAGACCCCCGGGGUCGACCCACCAAGGAAAUUCUGGAGUUCCCGGCCCGUGAGGUCUACGCUCCCCACACCAGCUACAGGAACCUGCUCUUCGUCUACCCGCAGAGCCUCAACUUCAGCAGCCGCCAGGGCUCGGUGCGCAACCUCGCCGUGCGCCUGCAGUACAUGGCGGGCGAGGACCCCAGCCAGGCCCUGCCGGUCAUCUUCGGCAAGUCCAGCUGCAGUGAGUUCACCCGCGAGGCCUUCACGCCGGUGGUCUACCAUAACAAGUCCCCCGAGUUCUACGAGGAGUUCAAGCUGCGGCUGCCCGCCUGCGUCACCGAGAACCACCACCUGCUCUUCACCUUCUACCACAUCAGCUGCCAGCCCCGGCCUGGCACGGCCCUGGAGACCCCCGUGGGGUUCACGUGGGUCCCGCUCCUGCAGCACGGCCGCCUCCGGACCGGCCCCUUCUGCCUCCCGGUGUCCGUGGACCAACCGCCGCCCAGCUACUCCGUGCUCACCCCCGACGUGGCGCUGCCGGGCAUGCGCUGGGUGGACGGCCACAAGGGCGUGUUCAGUGUGGAGCUCACGGCCGUGUCCUCCGUACACCCCCAGGACCCCCACCUAGAUAAGUUCUUCACUCUGGUGCAUGUCUUGGAGGAGGGGGCCUUCCCGUUCCGCCUCAAGGACGCGGUGCUGAACGAGGCCACGGUGGAGCAGGAGUUGCGCGCCAGCAUGGCUGCCCUGCGCCUGGCCAGCCCCGAGCCCCUCGUGGCCUUCUCCCACCACGUCCUGGACAAACUCGUGCACCUGGUCGUACGGCCCCCGAUCAUCUGCGGCCAGAUCGUGAACCUGGGCCGAGGAGCCUUUGAAGCAAUGGCUCAUGUGGUCAGCAUCGUCCACCGCAGCCUGGAGGCCGCCCAGGACAGCCGCGGUCACUGCCCACUGCUGGCGGCCUACGUCUACUAUGCCUUCCGCCUGCCUGGCACGGAGCUCAGUCUGUCUGGCGGGGCCCCCGCAGUCACCGUGCAGCCCGCCACGCUGACCCGGGGCUCCAGCCGCCCCGCCAGCCUCUACUUGGCCCGAUCAAAAAGCAUCAGCAGCAGCAACCCCGACCUGGCGGUGGCCCUGGGCUCUGUGGAUGACGAGGUCUCCCGCAUCCUGGCCAGCAAGGCUGUGGACCGCUCGCACUCCUGGGUGAAUUCCGCUUAUGCUCCGGGAGGCAGCAAGGCGGUGCUGCGGCGGGUGCCGCCCUACUGUGGGGUUGAGCCCAGACAGGCCAUCGACCGCAACCCUAACCGCACCUCCUCCUACCUUGAGGGCUCCUCGGCCCCGCCAGCCACCCAGCCGAGACCCACUGUGCCGAAGCUGCUGCACGAGGAGUUGGCCCUGCAGUGGGUGGUUAGCGGCAGUGCCGUGCGAGAGACCGUCCUGCAGCACGCCUGGUUCUUCUUCCAGCUGAUGGUGAAAAGCAUGGCGCUGCACCUGCUCCUGGGCCAGAAGCUCGACACGCCCCGCAAACUUCGCUUUCCUGGGCGCUUCCUGGAUGACAUUACUGCGCUGACAGGCUCCCUGGGCCUAGAAGUCAUCACCCGCGCCCAUAAGGAUGCGGAGCUGGCCGAGCGCCUCAAUGCUAGCCUGGCCUUCUUCCUCAGCGACCUGCUGUCUCUGGUCGACCGCGGCUUCGUCUUCAGCCUGAUCCGCGGCCACUAUAAGCAGGUGGCCACAAGGCUGCAGUCCGCCCCCAACCCAGCAGCGCUGCUCACCCUGCGCAUGGACUUCACGCGCAUCCUGUGCAGCCACGAGCACUACGUGACCCUCAACCUCCCGUGCUGCCCGCUGUCGCCGCCAGCCUCGCCCUCACCCUCCGUUUCGUCCACUACCUCUCAGAGCUCCACUUUCUCCAGCCAGGCCCCUGACCCUAAGGUGGCCAGCAUGUUCGAGUUGAGCGGGCCCUUUCGGCAGCAGCACUUCCUGGCUGGACUCCUGCUGACCGAGCUGGCGCUGGCCCUAGAACCCGAAGCCGAGGGGGCAUCCCUGCUACACAAGAAGGCCAUCAGUGGUGUCCAUAGCCUACUGUGUGGACACGACGUGGACCCCCGCUACACUGACCCCACUGUCAAGGCCCGCGUGGCCGAACUGUACCUGCCGCUGCUGCCACUCGCCCGGGACACGCUGCCGAGGCUGCACGACUUUGCUGAGGGCCCCGGCCAGCGGUCGAGACUCGCCUCCAUGCUGGACUCGGACACGGAAGGGGAUGAGGACUUUGGAAGCACCAUCAAUCCCUCCGUGGCCAUGGCCAUUGCAGGGGGCCCCCUGUCACCCGGAUCCCGGGGGAGCAUUUCCCAAGGCCCGGGGACGGCCACCCGCUCAGGCUGCCCGCUCUCAGCCGAGUCCAGCCGCACGCUCCUGGUGUGCGUCCUCUGGGUCCUGAAGAACGCCGAGCCGGCCCUCCUGCAGCGCUGGGCUGCUGACCUGGCGCUGCCGCAGCUCGGCCGCCUGCUGGACCUGCUGUAUCUCUGCCUGGCUGCCUUCGAGUACAAGGGAAAGAAGGCCUUCGAGCGCAUCAACAGCCUCACCUUCAAGAAGUCGCUGGACAUGAAGGCGCGGCUGGAGGAGGCCAUCCUGGGCACCAUCGGGGCGCGGCAGGAGAUGGUGCGCCGGAGCCGCGAGAGGAACCCGUUCGGGCCCCAGGAGAAUGUCCGCUGGCGGAAGAGCGUCACGCACUGGAGGCAAACCUCGGAUCGUGUGGACAAGACCAAGGAGGAAAUGGAGCACGAGGCCUUGGUGGACGGGAACCUGGCGACCGAGGCCAGCCUGGUGGUUCUGGACACUCUCGAGAUCAUCGUGCAGACUGUGAUGCUGUCAGAGGCCCGGGAGAGCAUCUUGGGGGCAGUCCUGAAGGUGGUGCUUUACAGCCUGGGCAGUGCUCAGAGCGCCCUCUUCCUGCAGCACGGGCUGGCCACGCAGCGAUCUCUGGUGUCCAAGUUCCCGGAGCUGCUGUUCGAGGAAGACACGGAGCUGUGCGCUGACCUCUGCCUGCGGCUCCUGCGACACUGCGGUAGCCGCAUCAGCGCCAUCCGCACGCACGCCAGCGCAUCCCUCUACCUCCUCAUGCGCCAGAAUUUCGAGAUCGGCAAUAACUUCGCCCGAGUGAAGAUGCAGGUGACCAUGUCACUUUCGUCCCUGGUGGGGACGACCCAGAACUUCAGUGAAGACCAUUUGCGGCGUUCUCUGAAGACCAUCCUCACUUACGCGGAGGAGGACGUGGGCCUGCGGGACAGUGCCUUUGCUGAGCAGGUCCAGGACUUGAUGUUCAACCUGCACAUGAUUCUGACAGACACGGUGAAGAUGAAGGAGCAUCAGGAAGACCCCGAGAUGCUCAUUGACCUCAUGUACAGGAUUGCCAGGGGCUACCAGGGCUCCCCGGACCUGCGGCUGACGUGGCUGCAGAACAUGGCGGGCAAGCACGCUGAGCUGGGCAACCACGCCGAGGCCGCCCAGUGCAUGGUGCACGCGGCCGCCCUGGUGGCCGAGUACCUGGCGCUGCUGGAGGACAGCCGCCACCUGCCCAUAGGCUGCGUCUCCUUCCAGAACAUCUCGUCCAACGUGCUGGAGGAGUCGGCCAUCUCUGAUGACAUCCUGUCACCCGAUGAGGAGGGCUUCUGUUCCGGGAAGCACUUCACGGAGCUGGGUUUGGUGGCGCUGCUGGAGCAGGCGGCCGCCUACUUCACCCUGGGUGGGCUCUACGAGGCGGUGAAUGAGGUGUACAAGAACCUCAUUCCCAUCCUGGAAGCCCACCGGGACUACAAGAAGCUGGCAGCUGUGCAUGGCAAACUGCAGGAGGCAUUUACCAAGAUAAUGCACCAGAGCUCCGGCUGGGAGCGCGUCUUCGGGACCUACUUCCGGGUGGGCUUCUACGGCACCCGCUUUGGGGACCUGGAUGAGCAGGAGUUCGUGUACAAGGAACCAUCCAUCACCAAGCUGGCCGAGAUCUCACACCGACUGGAGGAGUUCUACACGGAGAGAUUCGGGGAGGAUGUGGUGGAGAUUGUCAAGGAUUCCAACCCGGUGGACAAGGGCAAGCUCGACCCCCAGAAGGCCUACAUCCAGAUCACCUAUGUCGAGCCCCACUUUGACGCCUAUGAGCUCAAAGACCGUGUGACCUACUUCGACCGCAACUACGGGCUGCGCACCUUCCUCUUCUGCACGCCUUUCACGCCCGACGGCCGCGCGCACGGCGAGCUGCCGCAGCAGUACAAACGCAAGACCCUGCUCAGCACCGACCACGCCUUCCCGUACAUCAAGACGCGCAUCCGCGUGUGUCACCGGGAGGAGACGGUGCUGACCCCAGUGGAAGUGGCCAUCGAGGACAUGCAGAAGAAGACCCGUGAGCUGGCCUAUGCCACUGAGCAGGACCCUCCCGAUGCUAAGAUGUUACAGAUGGUGUUGCAGGGCUCAGUGGGGCCCACAGUGAACCAGGGUCCCCUGGAGGUCGCUCAGGUGUUUCUGGCCGAGAUCCCUGAAGACCCCAAGCUCUUCAGGCACCACAACAAACUCCGACUCUGUUUCAAGGACUUCUGCAAGAAGUGUGAGGACGCUCUGCGGAAGAACAAGGCGCUGAUCGGACCGGACCAGAAGGAGUACCACCGCGAGCUGGAGCGGAACUACGCGCGCCUGCGCGAAGCCCUGCAGCCCCUACUCGCCCAGCGCCCGCCCCAGCUGCUGGCACACCCCACCUCCAACCUCAGGAACUCCAUGAACAGAGCAAGUUUCCGGAAGGCGGACCUCUGAGCCCACCCACCGCUGGGCUAAAGCCACACCCCCAGGACACCCCCAGCACCCCCCCACUAACCCCCGCGUACCUCCUAGGAGAAUCGCUCCAGAGUUCCUCCUCGCUGUUCCUCCUCUUUGUACGCGGGGGUGCUGAGCCCUUGUCCUUAUGUCCAUCAGUUCCCUUCUCUGUACACUGAAGCUUAUCUUUUUUUAAUUAAAAAUGUUUUUUCUAA